ACUGUCCUGUCGUUACCACUGAUACGCAAGCAACCGGAGCUUGGAUAAACGGUGAAGGGUAGAACGCAAACCUGCAGGCAACUUAAGGGAAGCCCAGACAGUGUUUGGACCCGGGGGAGAGAUAGAGAUUGCAGUCAAGAGAAUCGCGUUGGAUUCGUUUAAUUUAGCAAAUUAACAGAUUUGUGGAUAUUUGAAUAUCACGCGAUAGAAUAGCCGUCUGUAGGACUGUGGAAUGGCAGUGACGAGCUUGCAUUUAUAUUCUACUUGGGUAUAACAUUUAAGUUAUUAUAUUAUACAGUUUUUAAGGGAAUCCACCUGUUCUAUAUGAUACUGUGAACGCGCUUUUAGGAUGUACUAAAAUGAUGGAUGUCAUACAGUCGGAGUCAACACGGGACACACUUGGAACAGAAAACUACACUUCUACGCAUUUAUUUUGAAUUUGAGUUGUUUCUUGGAUUCUGAUUUUAUCUUUCAAAAGAACUAAGUAUAAUACACAGAAAAACAAUAAUUUGUUUUGGGACUUUAGUUUGCAAGACAAGGAACUUGGUAAAGGACGAUCUAGCUUGGUGAGUCACCGCGAGAUAUAGCGACUCAACAUCAGACCAUCUCUGAUAAGUGACACAUUUGGAUACUUGAAUACUCAGUGUCUGAACGGAAUCUGUCCCGUUUUUAAGGACACUAUAAUAAAUGCCCAGCCGGUCGCGUGAGGCUCUUGAGGCUGGGCAGCAAGAUGAGCUCGUGGGUUCUGCUGCUGCUGGCGACGCUCGUGGCGGGUUGUCUGCGGUUCGGUGGCGCUGAGGGGGACCCUCUCCCCCCAUCGUUGGUUGAGUUGGUGAGGAACAGUCCUAUCUCGUCAAUGCAGGAGCUACAACAGCUGUUGGAGCAGGAGACAAACUCCAUAGAGGAGCCUAUCGAGCUGUCGUCCAAUGAGAUCUAUUCAAAUGAAACACAUGGAAGAUAUAAAAGAAACCUUGAUGCCCAGCCAGCCCAGCAGGCGGUGUGUAAGGUCCGGACGGAGGUCAUGGAGAUCACCAGGGCCAUGCUGGACAGACGCAACGCCAACUUCCUGCUGUGGCCUCCGUGUGUGGAGGUCCAGAGGUGCUCCGGCUGCUGUAACAGCAGGUUGAUGCAGUGCGUCCCCAGUACCCUUCAGACCAGAUACCUACAGGUCACAAGGAUCCAGUACAUCGACAAGAGGGCCCACUACGACACGGCUGUGAUCCCCGUAGAAGACCACGCCUCCUGCCGCUGUCAGUCGCACACCUCCUCCGCGGCCCUCACCCGAAGCCCCCCGCCAACUCCCCCCGCCCGGCUCACCCCCAAACCCCCGUCCCUCUACAAGCAGGAACUUCAUCGCCAUGACGACAUGAAGGCCAAUCAGAGGUUUCACCUGGACGACAGGGAGCAGAUGGAGAGACAGUGGCAGUCCAAGUACACGGCGUCUCACACACACACCACGGCGGGGGCCGCGGCCAGGACACACACCCACCCGGCGACACACACACAGACACAGCCUAUGGCACAGGGUGGUCUCCUGUCGGACGCCCCCCUGGGGCAUGGCAGCGGGUAUGAGGGGGGGAGAAGUGGGGAUGGGGGGUCACACACUCACCGACGCACACACACCGACGCGCACACGGUCGCACAGCCCGACGGGGGCGACAGGGCGGCGGAGGUGCAAAGACAGCAGGAAUUGCAACAGCAGCAACGCUAUCAGCAACAACAAUACCAACAUCAACAGCGGCCAUAUAAACAACAACAACAACAACAAUACCAACAUCAACAGCAACAACAAAAUCUACAACAGAACCAUCCAUACAGCCAAGAGCCGGAGCCCAUGACUCAAUACAGACAUGACACGCUCCAGUCAGAUAGCAGUGGACCACCUGACACAAAGCACCCGGCCAAUCGCAAACCAGAACAGGACAGUGGCAACACAGAACCAGCCAUUGAGAAAGAUUCAGUGCCAGAGGCGACCAAUAGAGACACACACAAGCAUACAGAGGUCACAAAUCAGAGACAGGCGGAGAAAGACGUCAUCGGUCACAGAAACGAGAAUGAUAAAGAGCGGCACAGCCAGAAAGAGCUGACCAGUCAGGAACAAAGACUCUCUGAGUCAACCAAUCACAGACACCUAGGCUCAGAGCCGACAAAUCAGGGCGACUCCGCCCCAGAGGAAGAGAGGAGGAAGAAACUUCUUGAACUCUUACAGGACACUGAUCAGAAACAACAGCCUUACCUUCCUAGUCCUCAUCUUCCUCACCAACAGAGGCAUAGUCUUCAUCGUCCGUCUCAGACGCAGACAGACACCGCCAUGCAACGACCAGUGCCGCCAACGUUACCGCUGAGCAGGGCACCUAGCCGACCGUCCAGCACCCCGUCCCGGCCGCCCGAGCGCCCCUUCAGGCCCGCCCUGCCACGCGGACGGAGGAGGAGGCGGAAACACCGCGGCCGAAUCAGCAAGGCCUCUCUCCGAGCCAUGAUCAUGUAGGGAGACGAAGGCAUCUGGGGCCUCUGUGUCUGCCAGACACACCCAGGGGUCCUGUUCACUGAGCAGAAACAAGCGGGCCCGAACGGAGGGGCUCACAACUUCGACUUUCCAUCCCACGCCCCGGCGAACACGUCCCAGAAGUGAAACGAGGAAUUCUGAGAGAAAAGAGGCUGGCCGCGAUCUCAAAGAGGACAAAACAGAGACACGCAGCGCUAAAGGACUCUGCUGCUGGCUAUGCUAAUUAACGAACUUUACUGCAGGCUGCAUCAAACGCUGCUGCUAGCUAUGCUAACGGACAUUUCCGCGGCAAGUUUUGCAUCCCGUACAAGGGCUGGUGCCUGCUAAACAGGAUGUUCCUAUUCAAAACUAUCUAGCUUUAUUAAAAAUAAAAGACAGACAAUGCACAAUCUCAGAGACUCCUUGCAAAGGACAUUGUUCUGGAUGUUAAACGCUGAUGUCACCUUUGGAAAAGAUGGUUCGUGAAACGACGUGUUUGAAAACCGGAUGCUGAUUGGACAGUUGACUUGUAAAGGGUGUAUGCCGAUGUUAUCUGGAAUGCUUGCAACAGCCUUUGAGUGGUUGAUUUAGAUGCCAUGACACAAGACCUUUUCUCCUGAAAGACUACUGAUUGGAUGCAGAGUGUAGAAAGCAAAUCCCAUUGGCCCAAAAUUGUUCUCCGUGCCAUACAAAAGACAAUGCAGGGCUGGGUUUUUUGUUUUUGGUCACUGGAAUGGACUUGCCAUUGUUCUCAGAGAAACUGAUUUCUGCUCUGGGUUUGACUGGUGUCGCUGGUGUAACUGUACUGGAAACAUGACUGGAACUAGGAACAAUUAAACGGAGGAGGCGAAGCACUGAGAGUGCAAGUACAGGCUCAGGACAUUUCACACGUAAACAUGAGGAUGUCACCACAGGACAGUACAUCCUCUGUCCACAUCUACUGGCCCAUAACCAGGGGGGCUUCUGGGUACUUUGCCCCGGAGAAAUAGAUCCACGAAUCCCAGCUGUAAGAUUCAUAAAGAAAUCCAGAAUUAUCUAAACAACAUUUCAGAAAACCCUGGUAACAUCAGGACAGCGGCAGGUGUUUUGCAACACUAUGUCAAACCUGUCAAAACACUGGAGUAAGUUAAACACUGGACAGAACAUUGAACUGAAUACUGUAGAUACUGAUACCGUUUAGAACUGGAUAACAUAGCUGCUGAUACUGUACAGAACUGGAAGACCUACAUACUAAUAUUGUACAGAACUGGAAGAGAUAGAUUCGGAUACAGUAUGCAACAGGAAGCUAUAGAUACUGAUAGGUCAUUGAAUUGUAAAACAUAGAUACAGAUUAAGUAUAGAACUGUAGGAUGUGGUGAUACAGUAUGGAUCAGGAAGACCGUGAAAACGAACAGGGAAAGCAGAUGAAGAACAUGUAGACUACUCGUAUGACAGAGAUUCAACGGAACUGUAGAUCUGACUAUUUUAGCCACCAUCAGCUUUAUCCUUGAACUCAACAUAGCCUGGGAUUUGUGUUGUCCUGCUAUAGCCUAGCCCGUUGUCUAUGUCUUGCGUAGCGUUUAGUCUAACAUGCUGUGUAGCGUUGUCGAAUGUAGCACCAGUGUAGCCCCCAGGCUACCAAAUUAAGGAAGCACAGGAGAGUUUGUGGGGGGAGGAUUUAGUUGGAUCCAGCCUAGAGCCGCGUUAUAGCGAGCUUUUCAUUUAAAGAUGAUUUUCCAGUCGAGCCAACAUCUGACGUUGACCUUGCUGUGAAUACCCACCACUGAGAAAACAUUUAAUUGGAGAAAAUAAAGAUGAUUUAAAAUGUGAUUUAAAGAAAACAGCUGUGCACUUUGUAAUAAAACUUUGUAGUUAUCGCUAACGCCUCAGUUCCAGCAAUGUUUCGCCAUAUGGAUUUGUUUUCAUGAAGCAUGCUCUUAUUGGACCAGGAAUUCACCAACUGCUGAAGAGGUUUAGAGGGGUUGUGAGAGAAAUAGACUUUUUCAAAAGUCUCAAAAGGCUGUUUUUCUGUUUUCAGAGAAAGGGGACAUGCUAUGAGAGACAAUGGUUAGCCAACACUGUAUGUACAGUAGAUUAUUUUAAAAAAGCUUAUUUUUUAUUUCCCUUUUUCUUAACUUAUUUAAAAUGGAGGAUGUGUCAUUCUCUUGUUCCUAAGUGUAAUUAUUGUUGCUGAUGGUUAUUAUGGUUGUAUAAUGUAAUUGUUGAAUUAAUGCUAUUUUUAAUAUAAAUAUAAAGGCCAGAAUUAUAUUAAUGUAAA
Esox lucius (northern pike) is the source of this 4742-nucleotide messenger RNA. RefSeq names its product transcription activator MSS11 (gene pdgfba). Bases 731 to 2488 code for a protein of 585 amino acids. Gene Ontology annotation, biological process: positive regulation of cell population proliferation; positive regulation of phosphatidylinositol 3-kinase/protein kinase B signal transduction; positive regulation of MAP kinase activity. The record is from RefSeq and is a predicted model, not a curated record. Gene Ontology annotation, molecular function: platelet-derived growth factor receptor binding; growth factor activity. Lineage: Eukaryota; Metazoa; Chordata; Actinopteri; Esociformes; Esocidae. The transcript is spliced from 7 exons. Gene Ontology annotation, cellular component: membrane.